This is a messenger RNA of Papilio machaon (common yellow swallowtail), 1078 nucleotides long. RefSeq names its product cytoglobin-1. Lineage: Eukaryota; Metazoa; Arthropoda; Insecta; Lepidoptera; Papilionidae. The coding region runs from base 251 to 769 and encodes 172 amino acids. Gene Ontology annotation, molecular function: oxygen binding; heme binding. The record is from RefSeq and is a predicted model, not a curated record. The transcript has 4 exons.
GAUUUUGUCGUCGUCUUGAUAAAAUGAAGACUCGUGAUAAAACGAUAAGUUAAUUUAUAUUACACAUUAGUUCGCCGCAGUUGAUAAGUAAGAAAGGUAGUAUUUAAGCCAGUGGUAGAAGCAAUAAUGAUCUUGUUCGUCUACUUAUCGUCUACAUUCGUUUUAUUGACGACAUUUCUAGUUUUGAAGCGCGUAAAGACAAAGCAAAAGUGUUUCAGAAUUACAAGUAGUGGUAGGAAGCUAGUGGGCAAUGGGCGGGUGGCUGAGCUAUCUUUGGUGGGGCGGAGACCCCGACAUAGUGAAUCCGAUAUCGGGCCUGACACGGCGAGAGAUAUACGCGGUGCAGCGAUCCUGGGCACUUGUCCAUAAGAACUCCAUGGCAAACGGAAUUGAAUUGUUAAAAAGGUUAUUCCGCGCGUAUCCAGAAACGAAAGAAUUCUUCAAAAUGGUUCGAAAACUGCCGGAAGAAGAGUACGAAAGUAACUUUCAGUUCAAAGCUCACGUCAUCAAUUUGAUGUCAUCUCUUGACCAGGCAGUGAAGACCCUCGACCAGCCGGAAAUUGUCAUUGAGAUGAUGCUCAAGAUAGGAGACUCGCAUAGAAAAAGAAAAUUACAGGAACAACAUUUCUAUGAUCUAAAAGAUGUAUUAGUAAAGAUGUUGAUUGAAGUUUUAAAACCGGAUUCGACAACCCUCGGCGCGUGGGCCAAGACUGUUGACUUUUGGUACAAACAUAUAUUUGUUUCACUGUCGUGCACUGACGGUAGAUAACAGAUGUCAUGAAACAAUAGCGACUUGAAUAAAUAUCUAGGAUAUAGACCAUGUGUAAAUAGGAGUUUAUUGUUUUAAUUAGUGCAGAAUAUUACAGCCAGCGAGAUGACGUAAAGAAUGGUGAACAUAAAUAGACCGUAAUAUGGCGAUAAUUAAAAGAAAUCCAAACACUAAGUUUUGUAAUUACUGUGUACAAUCACACCAGACAAAUCCAUAAUACAUUGCAUCUCGGCUAUUUAGUAUGAGUGAAAGAGACAGAUAUCACUCACUGUCACAGUUUGUUUACAUUUUUUGACUCUUCUUUCUGGC